Acanthamoeba castellanii str. Neff is the source of this 1011-nucleotide messenger RNA. RefSeq lists its product as uncharacterized. Gene Ontology annotation, cellular component: cortical cytoskeleton. Gene Ontology annotation, molecular function: actin filament binding. The record is from RefSeq and is a predicted model, not a curated record. The coding region runs from base 1 to 1011 and encodes 336 amino acids. Lineage: Eukaryota; Discosea; Longamoebia; Acanthamoebidae. Gene Ontology annotation, biological process: actin crosslink formation; parallel actin filament bundle assembly. The transcript has 2 exons.
AUGGCGCUGACGGGUGCCAAUGAUAAGGAGAAGCUGGAGCAGCUGUGCGCGAGGACCUACAAGGAACAGGCAGUGUGGUUCCUCAACUCAUUUUGGGGCGAUUUGAGCGAGGAGGCCGAGAAGCUGUGGCAGUUUGUGCACAAGUGCGCCGAGCUGAAUGAAGAGAAGAAGGCCGAGGGCUCGGAUCUGGAUGAGUUCCAGGCGCAUCGAUUCCUCGAGAACUUCAAGGAAUCGAUGACCGUGCAGGCCAUGAGGGAGAAGCUGCGCUCGACCGGCGCCAUCCAGGCCGGUCAAGUCGUCAAGCGCGUCCCGCUCACUCAUCUUCUCAUCUUCAAGUACAACAUCGAUUGGAAGUACCUCGUCAACGCCGUCCAGGGCAGCAAGGAGGAGAUUGAAAAGGCGCAGCGUAUGCUGGACGAGGUGCACAAUGCCUUCGUCCAGGCCAACGCCCGUGCCACGGAGGCCGCCGAGGCCGUGCGCGAGGCUGCCGCGCGUGAGGCCGACGCCCGCUCGCGCGAGGAGGAGCUCAAGGCCGCCAAGGCCGAGCUGGAACAGGCCCUCAACGAGCUCAAGGCCCAGGAGGACGCCUACAAUCACAAGACCGAGGACCUCAAGAAGCGGAGCGAGGAGGGCGGCGUCGUGCAGCGCAACAAGGCCAAGAACGAGCUCGCUCAGCACCUCGGCGAGGACCCGCUGCCGCUGCGCAAGGCCAAGAUCACCCAGGAGGCCGCCGUGAAGAAGGCCGAUCGAGCGGCCGUGGCCGCCAACGAGGCCGCCCAGCAGGCCGCCGAGGCCCGGGUCAAGGGAGAGGAGGCGCAGGCCGCGGCCGAGGCCGCCGUCGACGAGGCCCGUGCCCGCGUGGCCGAAGCCGAGGACUACGUCGAGAAGGCCAAGAAGUCCAUGCCCGCCGGUGGCGUGUGGUGGCUCGAGAAGGAGUUGCACGAGGCCAAGGCUUUCCUGCCCACAAGCAAGGGCGGCUACAUCAAGAGGAAGAUCACCGCCCAGCAGUGA